This is a messenger RNA of Podarcis raffonei (Aeolian wall lizard), 571 nucleotides long. It is a transcript of the gene RPP14, whose product is annotated as ribonuclease P/MRP subunit p14. Gene Ontology annotation, biological process: tRNA 5'-leader removal. Gene Ontology annotation, cellular component: ribonuclease P complex. The coding region runs from base 104 to 520 and encodes 138 amino acids. The transcript is spliced from 6 exons. NCBI's taxonomy places the organism in Eukaryota, Metazoa, Chordata, Lepidosauria, Squamata, Lacertidae. The record is from RefSeq and is a predicted model, not a curated record.
GGCGCCUGGUUCGCUGCAGGAUAGUUGUAGGUAGGUUUCCCCGUCGCAGGGCUCCGUCGAAGAAACUCUCGUGGCAGCCUUGGCCGGAUCCUGUGCGUAUCCGAUGCAUUUUUCAAGUCGGCUUACCAAAAUGACUGAAUUUGGAGAGGGCAACAAGCCAGCUUCCUAUAAAAGAAUAGUUCUCAAGAAUGCUUCUGAAUACCACUAUCUAAAGAUCCAUUUGGAGUUUCAGGAAGCUGACUUUAGCCUAAAUGCUGUUGAAUUCAAACAACUUAUCAUCUCUGCUCUGAAACGGCUGCAUGGUGAGGUUGGUGCCGCUUUGCUUGUCGAUGUGCUGACCUAUGAGGAAGAAACAUUGUCUGCAGUACUCAGAGUACCUAAUGUUGGCCUCGCAAAGCUGUGGAGUGCUCUGACGCUGUUUGGUUCAUAUCAGAACAGAAAGUGUGCUUUUAGGGUGAUACAGACUUCUCCGUUUCUUCUUGCGUUAGCUGGGAACAGCAGAGAAUUGGUGCUGGAUUAAAUAAACCGAAAAGGCAACUCGACUCGAGUUUGUGAAAAGCCAGAGCUGUCU